AACACCAAAACAAGUGGAAGGGACCAUUCACUGCUCAUCGCUUACUGCUUCUCUGCUCAUGGCUUGAGGAGGAGAUGCUCACAGCAGAUUGAGCGCCAUAUUUUCACCAGAAUAUAUCGGUACCAUGAGAAUAUAAGGACCUUAAUGACCUCGGUUGUCCCCUUGUCUCGGGAUAUAUCUGCAGCAAUGUUGAGCACCACCAGCAGCAAGCUGAAUGUAUUGGUCAACAAACUACACGAGUACUUGGCUCACUCCACUGUCGAGGACAGCAAUGGCACACCACCCUCAGAGAAUGCUGAUGGUCUGACAAACAGUCGCUGUUCUGUUGGAAACUCAACUGGUCAUGCUACAACAGAGGCAGGACUGGAUACCAGAUACUCAAGGAGAAAACCUACUGUUGUCAUAAAGCACUCUGGACUCGAUGAAUCUGGGGACUCAAAUGCAAGCGAGGACCUGGAGUUACCACUCAUCGUAAAUGGCCACCUUGAUAUCAAUAGAUUGCCGAAAGGCACUGUAAUGGUGAGGCCUGAACCUGUUGAUAAUGGAAGAGAUGACUUCAGGGGUCCAGAGUUUCGCAGCCGGAAAUCAGGUGUGCUGCGGAAAGAGUUUUCCAGAAAACGUGGAGGAGGGGAACACAUGGAAAUUGUCAGUUGCACCGCAUGUGGCCGACAAGUUAACCACUUCCAGAGAGAGUCCCUCUUUCGACAUCCAGCUCUGAAAGUACUCAUUUGCAAGUCUUGCUACAAGUAUUACCAAAGUGAUGACAUCAGCAAGGAUGGAGAUGGAAUGGAUGAACAAUGCAGGUGGUGUGCUGAAGGAGGCAACUUGAUAUGUUGUGAUUACUGUAGCAAUGCCUUCUGCAAGAAGUGUAUUCUUCGAAAUUUGGGAAGGAAGGAGCUGUCUGGCAUCUUGGAGAGCAAGUGGUACUGCUAUGUGUGUAGCCCGGAGCCCCUGUUUGACCUGGUGGUGGCCUGUGACAAUAUCCUUGAGAACAUCGAGAAUCUGUGGAAUCAGCAUCGCAGGAGGAACCGAGUCGACCCAAUAAAGUCUGAACUUUACCGCAUGUUGCCGCACUUGCAACAAAACGUUCCUUUGGAUAAAUGGGAUCACACUGGUAUGGAUGGUAAUGUGGUGUUCAACUAUAGCACACUGCAGGUUUCCAAGGAUAUCACCAAAAAGGCCAAACAUUUAGUGGACUCAACAAACAUCUUAAACCGAACAUUUGUCAAUUUCAUUCAUUCUGUGACGACGACGAAACAAACACCUGGUGUUCGCCACCUAUAUCUGACCUCUUUUUUGUCUGUAAUUAAAGGCUUGAGAAAAUCACUUGCAGCGCUUGAGGAAAGCCUUAAGGAAGAGUUCAGUGACUUGGAUAUCUCAAGCUAUUUGGAAAAGUUCCUUUCUGAUGACUCUGAUACACAAUUGGUGCCAGAAGGAGUCACAGAGCUGGGUAUCUCUGAUGCAAGAUACUUGAGUGGCUUGCAGAAACUGGCAGAGGAACAUUUGAUGGAUGAUGAUUCUGACUCCAAGGGAUUAGCAGAUCGGAGAAGUGCACACAACUGUGCCAGGGAAGGCAUUUAUUCAGACUCAGAGGAAGCCAGACAGAGGGCACAAAAGACUGGCAUGAAUCCUUCCGAAGGUGGUGUCAACAUCACUAAAAAACUAGUUGUAAAACUUACACCUGUUGCUAUGGAACAGGAGCCGUCCUCUGAUGAACCAAAGAUGGAGGGUGACACCCACAUGAUGGAUAAGUCAGAGGGAAAGGAUUCAUCAGAAGAUGACGAGACAGGUGGUGCUAAAACUGACAGCAAGAUGAGCAACGACAACUCUAGUGCAUCUCUACACAUAGAAGAAGAGCAUGGCAAUAGGCGGUCUCCUCGUGUGAAGACAACACCUUUGCGUCGACAAAGUGAUGUCAAGGGCAAACCGCCUGUUUCGGCAGCAGACAGUGACAGUGACUCUGACCCUGAGGAAAGUUCAAGCACAGUACCAGCCAAAAACCCUGAAGAACAAAGUCUGAGCAGAGCAAGGGACGACUCUGACUCUGAUGAAGUCCCUGCAGCUCUGCUUGAGCGAGCAGCUUUGUCACAAAGCUCUGAUGAGCCCCAGAGUGAUGAUGAUGGGGGAAAAGCAACAACUAAGGUAGCCAAAAAGUGUCUGUUUUGGCUGACGAAGAACACCCCGAUCUCACCGGAGAAGAUGCGCCGCAAACGGAAGAUGCUGGACCGUUCCUCUGAGUCCGACGCAAGCAACAGACGAGUAAAGUCUAGAAGGGAAUGUGGGACAGAUUCCUCUAGUGAUGAUCAGGACUCACAGAAGAAAAUACAACACUUGAAUACACUGAGGUCAAUGGGGAAGCCUCACCUCGUCAAAAGAGAGGACGAAGGCACGGCUAGACAGCAGGGUCGGAUGCAGGCUGCGAAGUCUAAGACUAAGUCUCGUCAGGAAGUUACUGAGUCGUCAUCUUCAUCAAGUGAAGAUUCUAAUGAGGAUGACUCUGGGAGUGAGGGGAGUGAUCAGAAGAUGAAGCCAAUCACUGAAGAUGUGGCCUUAAUGGGAGCAGCAGCAUUCCACCAAUCAUCAGGAGAUGAGGAGCAGUCUGGGCCCUCGUGGGCAGCAGAAGAUGAUGACGAUCCUGAAAAUAGAAUCGCUAAGAACAUGCUAUUGGCCCAAAUCAAUCUGCCCUCUUCAGAUGAGGAAACGCAGGAGGAUGAUUCUGAGUCGGAGGGUGAGAAGGCAGUCAAACAAAGCAAAGACGAUAGUGGAGCUGAUGAAAAUGCAGGGGAAGAUUUGGCUUCAGAACCAUCUGACACCAUGUCUGAGGGGCCCGGUGCCAGGCACCAUCUUCUCCGCCACAAACUAACCUUAGACGAGGGACCAUCAAGUGACAAGGCCGCAGCAGAGGGUGAAGAAGAAGGAGAAGAAAAUGAGAGCAAGCGAGGAGCCAGAAAGAAACAACAGAGCUCUGAUAGUGAAAGUGAUGGAUACAGCACCGAGUUAUUCCCAGAAGAUGAUGGCAUGAGCGAGGAGCUGAGUCAGUCAGAGGAUGAAUUUGAUGACGAUGGACCCAAAAGCUCCAGAUCAUCCACUAAAGUGAAGAAGUCACCAAAGAAACAAGUGCCCUGCAUUUGGUUGUCCGACUCCAGCAUUGACAAGAGUGACAAUGAGGAUGGCGACGGGGAGACGAGCGACAGUAAAGGCACGCCCAAAGGACGCAAAAAGAUCCGCAAAAUCAUCGAGGUUGAGAAUCUCCGCGCAGAGACCCAGGAAGCCCUCAGAGAGGAGGAGGAGAGAUGUAAACGUCUGGCAGAUAGGGACAGCCAGAUGGAGGACAGGAGAGAGAUAAUUGAAGUACCGGAUGAACUGUCUCAAGUGGUGUGUCCCGUCACCACCAAGCUGGUCCUGGAUCAGGACGAGGAGACAAAGGAGCCGCUUGUUCAGGUGCACAGGAACCUGGUGACGAGCCUGAAGCCUCACCAGGUGGACGGCGUCCAGUUUAUCUGGGACAGCUGUUGUGAGUCUGUGAAGAAGGCCAACUCUUCUCCUGGAUCAGGCUGUAUACUGGCACACUGCAUGGGCCUGGGAAAAACUCUGCAGGUGGUAGCGUUCCUCCACACGGUGCUGCUGUCAAAGAACCUGAAGUUCAGAACGGCGCUGGUCGUUUGUCCACUGAACACCAUCCUCAACUGGAUCAGCGAGUUCACGAAAUGGCAGAACAACAUGGGACGGGAUAAAGUGAAAGUUACAGAGCUGGCUACAGUGAAGAAUCCUCCAGAGCGACUCAGAGCUCUGCAGACAUGGCAGAGAGACGGAGGUGUCAUGAUAAUGGGCUACGAGAUGUAUCGCAACCUGUCACUGUGCCGCAGAAUCACAGAUGAGGCGUCAAGGAAAGAGAUGAAGAGCGUGCUGGUGGAUCCAGGUCCAGACUUUGUGGUUUGUGACGAGGGGCACAUCCUGCGCAAUGAAGCGUCCGGUGUCUCCAAAGCUAUGAAUGCCAUCAAGACCAGAAGAAGAGUGGUGCUGACUGGCACGCCGCUACAAAACAACCUGCUUGAGUAUCACUGCAUGGUUAAUUUCAUCAAGAAGAAUCUUCUGGGCUCACUCGGCGAGUUCCGGAACCGCUUCAUCAACCCCAUACAGAACGGCCAGUGUGCCGACUCCACGCCGAGAGACGUGCGGAUCAUGAAGAAGCGAGCACACGUACUUCACGCCAUGUUGGCUGGAUGUGUGCAGAGAAGAGAUUACUCUGAGCUGACUCAGUUUCUGCCUCCCAAACAUGAGUAUGUGCUGGCGGUGAGGAUAUCCCCUCUUCAGUAUCAGCUGUACCGCUGCUACCUGGAUCAUGUCACUGGUGUGGAUUCUCAGACAAACACAACUAAGGCGCGGACCGGAGCGAACCUGUUCAAGGACUUUCAGGUGCUCAGCCGUAUUUGGACCCAUCCCUGGUGCCUUCAGCUCAGCUACAUCAGCAGAGAGAACAAGGGACAUUUUAAAAAGAAGGAUCAAGUGAAGGCAGCAGCUCUGCUGGGACCUGAAACCACUGAGGCUGCGACAGCACUGAGAGAGAAUCAAGGAGGAGAAGGGGCCGUCGGUAACAGCACUGCCGAUGUUUCCAGUGGAGCUCCAGCAGCAGCACAAGGAGAGAUGGCAGCUGUCAGCUCGAGGUCUCAGAGUCUAGACGAGGGCUGGUUCAAGAAUCUGCUGUCUGAAGGAGACGCCAAAAUCCUGGAGCACUCGGGGAAGAUGGUGCUGCUGUUUGAGAUCCUCAGAAUGGCUGAAGACCUGAAUGACAAAGUGCUGGUGUUCAGUCAGUCCUUGAUCUCGCUAAACCUGAUCGAGACUUUCCUCGAGGCUUCUCACUUUGCCAGAAAGUCAUCGUCAUUCAAAGCGGGCAGCUGGAUAAAAAACGUCGAUUACUAUCGUCUCGACGGAUCCACCCCUGCUCCACUGAGAAAGAAAUGGACGGAGCAGUUCAACGAUCCUGCCAAUUUCCGCGGCCGAUUGUUUCUCAUCUCAACGAGAGCCGGUUCACUUGGCAUCAACCUGGUUGCUGCCAACAGGGUCAUCAUCUUUGAUGCCUCGUGGAAUCCCUCGUAUGACUUGCAGAGCAUAUACAGAGUGUACCGCUUCGGCCAGCUCAAACAAGUCUUUGUGUACCGCUUCCUGGCUCAGGGCACCAUGGAGGAAAAGAUCUAUGAUCGCCAGGUGACCAAGCAGUCUUUGUCCAAUCGAGUGGUGGAUCAGCAGCAGAUUGAGAGGCACUUCACCCUCUUUGAACUGACUGAACUUUACACAUUUGAGCCAGACCUGCUGGACAACCCAAACUCCAAGAAAAGCAAGAGAACCACUGCUGUUGUGCCAAAGGAUGAAGUCCUGGCAGAGCUAUUAGAAAUCUGUAAAGACCAGAUAGUGUCUUUCCACGAGCAUGAAUCUCUGCUGGACCAUAAAGAAGAGGAGGAGCUCAGUGAGGCGGAACGCAAAGCCGCCUGGGCUGAGUUCGAGGCCGAGUCAAACACAGCCAGCCUUCUGGCAGGCUCGAGCCAGAGCAGCUUGGAAAUGAAGACCAAUGAACAGCUAUUGGAGCUGCUCAACAAGAGCAGAGCGAGUGUAUCGGAGGCCUUCCUGUCACUGCAGAAGAUGAGACUCUACACCAUCGAUCAGUACAAGUUACUACUGAGGCAGCAGUAUCCUCAGCUGCAGGAGGCCGAGGUCCAGACCAAGGCUCAGGACUGGAAAGGGUGGGACGAGAAGGUGAAGGAACGCAGAGAGGCCAUUUAUCGAGACAGUCUCACGCAGCAGCGAUCACUCACACUGAGCAUUCAGGCCAUAUUCAACAGUCGGAGAAUUCAAGUGAUGCAGAUGGCCGGGGCCGCCGUCAACCAGCCUGGACAGACCUGAGGAAAAUAAUCAUGUUUUAGUGAAAGAGGGUGAUGAUUCUAUUCUUCAUCAUGUUAGGGACCUUGUUUCAGCUUACCGGUGAACUGAAUGUAUGUCUAACCACUGUGGAAAAAGUGCCCUUAACUCCCAGAACAUUUAAACAACAUAACAUCAUUUUUGUUAGAUAUUUCUCAUUCCUUAGUUACUCUGUUAUAACACUCCUUUGUAUUAAGUCCUGACAUUUUUGUUCGUAACACUUUGAGCACUUUAACUUACACGGUAGUCAAGUUGUACGAAUGUCCUUUUCAAAGAGUUUGCAAAAAUUGUUGUUCAGCUGCUUCAAGCCAAAAAUACUGUGCGGCAUCCAGACAUGCUGGAUGUCUACUGUUCCUUAAAAUUCAAUGUGUCACUAUUAAAUUAUGUUACAUUGUGUGUUUGUUACCAAUUUGUCAUAAUGUUGUAAUAAAUCUAUAAAAUAACA
This is a messenger RNA of Acanthopagrus latus (yellowfin seabream), 6358 nucleotides long. Its product is annotated as transcriptional regulator ATRX-like. Gene Ontology annotation, cellular component: nucleus. Bases 145 to 5898 code for a protein of 1917 amino acids. The transcript is spliced from 35 exons. The record is from RefSeq and is a predicted model, not a curated record. Gene Ontology annotation, molecular function: ATP hydrolysis activity; ATP-dependent chromatin remodeler activity; ATP binding. Lineage: Eukaryota; Metazoa; Chordata; Actinopteri; Spariformes; Sparidae.